AUGUCUACAGAAUACUUGGUUACAAUUUACGAUCUUCCAAAUGCUGAUCGUUCAAAAGUCCGCGCUCAACAUGUAAAAGAUAUUCCUGCCAAUGUCCCCAAUCCAGUUCGUUCAGCAGGCGCAAUUUACACGGAUGAGUCUAAAACCAAAUUCGCAGGAAGUUCUUUCCAUUUAGUUGCUGAUAACAAACAAGAGAUUAUUGAUUUUUUGAAAAAGGACAUCUAUUAUAAAGAGGGAGUAUGGGACAUUAACCAUGUCGAUAUCUUUCCAAUCGGAAUUGCUGUUAGAUUGCCUAAAAAGAUGGAUGGCGUUGACGAGCUGAACUACAAGAUUUAA
Molecule: messenger RNA, 336 nt
Organism: Lodderomyces oxycetoniae
Lineage: Eukaryota; Fungi; Ascomycota; Pichiomycetes; Serinales; Debaryomycetaceae
Gene: OFR1
Product: Ofr1p
Exons: 1
Coding region: 1-336 (111 amino acids)
Source: RefSeq, a predicted model, not a curated record